AUGGUCAAACCUGUGUCUUUUCUUCUGGCUUCGGCCUCGGCAAUGAACGCGAAUCAGUGGUGGACCGGCGGUGCCAUCAAUCCCCAGCCAGCUGCGCCAAAGGCUCAGCCUAGUGCCAAGCCACUCUGGCUUCCAUGGGGCGCCUGGUCUAGCUGCCGCGGUGUCUGUGGCUCUGGAGUGAGCAACCGACUCCGAAGAUGUCUCAACGGCGUCGCUGGCGUUGACUGCGAAGGCGACUCCCUCGACUCGCGCGCCUGUAACAACCCAGUCGACGACACCUGCUCCUACUGGUCCGGAUGGGGACAGUGGGAGAGCUGGGCCUGCGUUGAAAACCAGCCCAACAAGCUCCGACGCGUCAAGACUAGAACUUGCUUUGGAAGAAGCACAGACCAAUGUGUGGGAUCUACGACUAUUGAAGAAUUUGAUACCGCGCCAAUUCGAACCUACUGCGUGGAAACCAAUCAAGCCUCUUGCUGCCCAUACAACAACCCACAAUGCAACGAGAAAGUCUGCUACAUGGAGGGUCAGUGCCAAGCCAAGGUGAUGACUGACCGAACUCCAAUCACUCUCCCCUGCUGCGAAGAAUACUCCACCUGGACCUCGUGGUCUUCUCCAGUCUACAAACUCGCUGGAGACGAGUGCAAGGACCAGUCCGUCUACAGAACCCGAUACAACGUCUGCAACAAGGCCCAGACCGAAACCCAGGAGCAGACCAUCAAAGGACAAGAUGGCCAAUACAGUGCCUGGCAAGAGGUCCAAUCCUGCGACGGAAAGCAGCUCACCUACGGACCAAACCAAAGCAAGGUCUGGCAGUGCGCUGGAAAGCAGGUCUCUCGACGAACUCACUCUUGCUACACGGAGGGAGUCCACACCGUCGACAAAUACGGCAACGCUCUUGAUUUCACUCGAGUUGAUGCUUGCGGUCAAAAUGCUCAGCCACAGUUAAGCGACUGGGACAUCGAUGAUGCUUCCUGCGCUGCUGUCUGCCGAGGCUCCGGAGUUUUCCGAUACAAGACUCUCAUCGACUACUGCGCUGGUACUCAGACUCCAUGCCAGCAGGGCGAUGCCACUUGCAUGCAAGAAUGCGGUACCAACGGCGACUGGCACCUCUGGUCAGCUUGGUCCGGAUGCUCUCGAAACUGCGGCGAGAAAGAAACCCGAUACCGAAAGCACAGCUGCGCCCAGUGGAAUGGACAAGCCGAUCAGGUUGAAGAGCGAGCUUGCGGAUUUGACGAAGGAUGGGCUGCUUGGGGACAGUGGGAUGCUACCUGUGCUACUUCCUACCCAGACGCCUGUGCUGACACUUUCACCAAGCGAGUUCGAACUUCUCGAUGUGGAGUUAUGGACGCCGCUGGAAACUUCGUCUACGAAGAUUCCCAGAGCUCUAUCUGCCAGAAACCAGUCAUGCCCGCCCCAACUGAGAUCGUCGGUCAGUGCUCUGCUCAAUGCCACGACACUCGAAACGGGAUCUACUCCUUCCGAAACAUCCAAUACGUCAAUGCUUGUGGACAACUCGUCGAUCAGAAGACUGAGCAGUGCAAUGUCCCAGCUUGCUGCGAGCUCGGAUGGUCCGACUGGUCCGAUUGCACUUGCGCUGGAUUGAGAACUCGAUCCGAAGUCUGGAUCUGCCCCAACAAGCAGCCCGAGCCCACCGGAAAGGUCGAGUCCGAUAGCUGCCAGGUCCCAACUCUCCCACUCCAGCCAUGGAGCAACUGGAGCAGCUGUGAAGCUGAUGUCUGCACCAAGCAAUCUUCUCGAUUCCGAUGCCCAGUCUGCGCUGAUAAUGCCAACGAUCCUACUUGCACUAUCGGCAUUUCCGGUGCCCGCCAACAGCCCGAAUACGAAUACGCUGAGUGCCCAGCCAAGACCGCUUACACUUGUGAUCCAUGCUACACCGUCUGCGGAAACGGUCAACAAAAAUGCUACCAGAAGGAUCUCUGCACCAACAUGCUCGUCCCUGGAACCGAGACCAUGGUCGCCUGCCAAUCCACUUACAGCUGUGUCCCCGAGGAGACUACUACCGGAUGCAUCCACAACUACAAUAAUCCCAAAUGCCCAGGAACCGAAUUUUUCAAGCGAAGCGCCUGCGUCGACAAGAACUAUGAAUGCUCUGCCGAGCAGUCUUGGCAAUUGCCAUGCGGUCCAACUGAGCUUCCAGAAGCUGUCUUCGGCCAGUGGUCUGCCUGUGACCCCGCAACUUGCACUCAGCGACGAUCUGUCACUUACGAAUGUAACCCAGCUGACAACUACGAAGAAGAACAGGCUUGCAAGCCGUAUGCUCAGCGAAACUGGAGCGCCCCAGGCGAGUGCCUCGCUUCUGACGCAACUUCUCCACGAUUCUACUACAAUGGCGAGACUCUUCCAUGCUCAGGUGCCCGAAAGCAAGUCCUUCCACCAAUGUGCCCAGGCGAAGUCGAAGAGGUCCGAUUCAUCCCAUGUGGUCUUGAAAUCGAGCUUGAUCAAUACAACAAUCUUGACAGCGAAACUUGCCUUGACAACGUCCCUCAGUACGUCGACUGCAUGAGAGACGAUAUGGGCGAGUGCAUCUUCCCCGCUACUCGAUCUCAGGAAGAAGCUUGCCAGACCGGAAUCUUCGAAGAUGUCGUUUCCAUCAUCCGACAGCCAGUUUGUCCAAAAUGGUCUGCCAUCCAGUGCUCCAAGACCGUCGUUCUUCCAAAGAACUGCAUCGAGUGCGAAAGAAACUGGAGCCCAUUCGGAGCUUGCUCUGACGAGUGCAAGCUUGGCUACCAAUACCGAGAGGAAAUCGAGACCUGUAAGAAUGAGUUCUUGCCCGAUCAAGCUGGACAGACCCGACUUACUGGAAACCGACAGUGGCAACAGUGUGGACCAUCUAACCCAACUUCCUACACCGAAGAAGGAGAAUGUCUUUCUUCUGGCUACUGCAGCAAGUGUUCCAACACUGGUGCUGGCUUGAAGACCGUCACUACCUGGGACGAGUACCCAACCCUCCCACAAUGCGGUCGAUUCAACAUCCGAACUGAGCAAGUCGCCUGCCAGCUUCCACAAUGCCCACAAUGGCGAGAAGAGCAGUUCCCAACUUGCGCCGUUUGUGACGUUUCCGUCUCUCGAAACCGACAGUGCAUCAAGCCACUUGGCGCUGAAAUGUGCGACUGCCUCGAUACUCCUUUCGAAUCCGAGCGAUUCUGCCCAGUUGUUGCUUCCUGGAGCGAGUGGAGCGCAUUCGGUCCAUGCUCCCGAUCUUGCGAAGAAGGUGAGAUGACCCGAACUCGAACCAACAUCUGUGACAGCAGCCAGGUUGAGACCAACACUGUCAAGUGCACUCCUGAGCCAACUCCCUUCCUCCCCGCUGGAUUCACUCAAUGCACAAGCAACCGAUGCGUCGUCGGUAAACACAUGCCAAUUGAGAAGAACGCUUGCGGACAAAUCCGAUACGGAGCUGAACAAAUCUGCUUCGAACCGACUGACCUUGCUAUCACUCGAACUGCUACCGGCGGCUGCAUGAUGAGCCCCACUGAGCCCGCUCAAGCUUGCCAGACUGGUGUCCAAGUUUUCAUCGUCCGAAACGAGUGCGCCGACCUCGCCAGCCAGUACCCACAAUUCGCUGACAAAUACGACUACGAGCAGUGCACUGUUGCUCCAAUUGAGCCAACUCCAUGGAGCCAGUGGGCCCCAUGCCAGAAAUCUUGCUUGAACUCUGGCGAAGCCCAGGAGAUCACCACUUCUCAGCGAUACGACCAGUGCGGCAAAUUGGAGAUCCGAGAACAGCUUUGCACCGUUCCUUCUUGCGCUGCAUGGUCUGGCUUCCAGGUCACCGCCAAAUGCUCAUGCAACAACCCAGGAUCCGCCGUUGUCGAGCGAUUCUGCAUUGACGGAAACGGUAACCCAGCUGUUGGAUGCGUCGGUGAGAGCCGAUUCCAGAUCCCCUGCGGUGUUGGCACCUCCAACAUUCUCGUCAACCCUACUCAAUACAACUUGCCACAGCCUUCCCCAGCUGAGAUGGCUGCCAUCCAGAACCUCGACCUUGGAUCUUGGACUCAGAACCCAGGAACCUGGACUGGAUUCAGCGGAUGCGUCAAGACCUGUGACGUUUCCGGCCUCUGCGGCAGCGAGUACCGAUCCCGAGAGCCAUUCUGCACUGACAGUGACGGAAACACCGUCAAAUACGCUCGAAUCGAAGACUCCCGCCCUUGUCCAUGCCAAAAGGGAGAAUGGCGAGUCACUGGCGACUCUUGCAGCUCGCUCAGCCCAAUGUCCUGCCCUGGCGUCCGAACCGUCACCAAGACUCACUCUUGCACCGGUGAUGUUGUCCAAGAGCCAGCUGGUCAGUGUGGUACUCAAGGCCAAUGGGGAGCCUGGUCUGCCUUCACCCAGUGCUCGACCGAGUGCAACAUCAAUAACCGAACUCCAGUCAAAACUCGACAGCGAUCGUGGACUUGCGCCGGCGAGAAGGCCGAUGAAGUCGAGACUGUUGCUUGCCCAACACCAACCUGUCCCUACUUCGGCGCCUGGUCCAGCUGGUCUGCUUGCACUGUCUCUUGCGGACUCGGUCAGAAGACCCGAACUCGAUACUGCCACGGUGGUCCAGUCGGUUCCGGAUUCUGCAUCGGUGGUUCUGACAAUCUCCUUGGAGACGAAACUGUCAGCUGCGACAUGGGUGAUUGCUGCGAAUGGGACUGGUCCGGAUGGACUGGCUGCUGUAACGCCGGAAUGACCAACAAGCGACUCCGAUUCCGAGGAAACAACUGCGGACAAGAUGUCGAAGAGAUCCAGAAGGAUUGCGAAGCUGACAAGAUCAACCCAGGACAAACCUACCCAUCCUGCUCUGUCUUCCAGCAAUCGAGUCUCCAGAUGGUCAGAAACGGUGGCUCCCUCACUUGGUUCAAAUACGACGACAGCCAAAUCGUUGACUUCCUCAACCCCGACAAGAAGCGAAACGUCGUCUACCAAGACUACAAAUACAACGAAGAUCCACUCACCCACAAGGUCAUCAGCCAGGCUGAAGUGAUCAACAAGGCUCCAGUCAACUAUGCUCCAGUUAACGUUGCUCCAGUCAACAUUGCUCCAGCUCCAGUUGCUCCCAACAUGGUCUACACUCCAGUCAACCAGUCGGUCAAGGCUCAGCCAGCCUUCAACCCAGUGAUGCCAGAGCCAGUCGCCCAGCCUAGCACGAACAUCUUCUCCAACAUGUUCCAGGCUCCAGUCGCCCAAGCUCCAGUCGCCCAAGAGCCAGUUGCCGCCCCAAAAGUCCAGGAGCCAGUUUCAAGCCCAUUCAGCAACCCUUUCAGCUUCCUCCUCAGCGACAACACCGCCUUCAAGACCGGCAACAACAACGACAUGACCCCAAUGACUGGUCACAACAACUAA
This is a messenger RNA of Oikopleura dioica, 5346 nucleotides long. NCBI's taxonomy places the organism in Eukaryota, Metazoa, Chordata, Appendicularia, Copelata, Oikopleuridae. The record is from the annotation of a GenBank genome assembly.